This is a messenger RNA of Linum tenue, 1407 nucleotides long. The record is from the annotation of a GenBank genome assembly. NCBI's taxonomy places the organism in Eukaryota, Viridiplantae, Streptophyta, Magnoliopsida, Malpighiales, Linaceae.
AUGUUAAUCGAGAACAAAUUACUAACCAGUCCAGCCCCACACCCUCAAUUCAUCCUCGCCAUUUCCAUCCUGCUUUUAACCCUCCUCCCACAAUGUUCAUCCGAGAUUAAAAACACCCACAUCGUCGCCGAUCGCCGCUCUCUGAUCCUAUUCGAGCAGUUCGGCUUCUCCAGCAACGGCCACGUCGACAUCUCCGUCAAGAACGUUUCAUGGAAAUCCCGUAACCCAAAUGCCAAGCCACCCAAUCUCUCCAACAUGGGUUUCUUCAUAGCUAGAGACAUCUCCGUAAUCCUCAAUGAAUCCUUCUACUCCUCACCCGAGGUCGCCGCCGCCGCUCGUGCCACCGCCGCUGCUGCCGCCAUGGACACUACUUCUUCUUGCAUUCUCUCCCGCCAAUUCGCCCACGUCAUAUUCCGAUUCGACACCCUCACCGCCAAUAAUUCCACAUUCAACGCCUCAAUCGCCAAUCCCGGAUCUUACAGCCUAAUGUUCGGCAACUGCCAGCCCGAAUUCGAAAUCUCGAUGCACGUCCACACCGAGAUGUACAACAUCGAAGAAUCUUCCGGCGAGAAAGUCUAUCUCCCCGUGGGCCAAACCCUUCUCCCUUAUCUCUAUCUGGGGUUCUUCUCAAUCUACGCCUCGUUCACCCUCUUCUGGGCAUUCCUCUGUUUCUGCAAGCAGAGGAGCCAAUACGCCGUCGUCGUCGGCAAGAUCCAUCUAAUCAUGGCGGCUCUCCUCCUCGUCAAAUCCCUGAAGCUAAUCUGCGCCGCGGAGGACAAGCUCCACGUCUCCACAACCGGCAGCCCGCACGGCUGGGACGUGGCGUUCUACGCCUUCGGGUUCCUCAAAGGAAUCAUGCUCUUCACCGUCAUUGUUCUCAUCGGCACGGGAUGGUCUUUCCUCAAACCCUAUUUACACGAACGAGAAAAGAACGUCCUGAUGGUCGUCUUCCCACUCCAGGUGCUCGAAAACAUUGCCAAUGUCGUGAUCGACGAGACGGGGCCCGCGACGAAAGACUGGGUAGCGUGGAACCAGAUUUUCUUGUUGAUGGACAUCUUGUGUUGCUUUGCGGUGUUGAUGCCGAUCAUGUGGUCGAUAAAAUCACUGAGAGAGGCUUCGAAGAAUGAUGGGAAGGCUGCGAGGAAUCUGGAGAAGCUGACCCUUUUCAGGCAGUUCUAUUUGGUGCUGGUUGUGUACCUGUAUUUCACCAGAGUUGCGGCGACGGCGAUUGGGUCCGUGAUGGGUUACAGGUUCGAGUGGGUGAGGUAUUUCUUAGGGGAGGCUGCGAGCUUGGUGUUUUAUGGGUUUGUGUUCUAUAACUUCCAGCCUGUCGAGAAGAACCCUUACUUUCGGGUUGAAGAAGAGGAAGUGGGUGGGCAAUUGCUGGCCAAGGUUGAGUCGUUUUGA